This is a messenger RNA of Dunckerocampus dactyliophorus (ringed pipefish), 3199 nucleotides long. RefSeq names its product deoxyribonuclease I-like 1 (gene dnase1l1). Gene Ontology annotation, cellular component: nucleus. The coding region runs from base 137 to 1060 and encodes 307 amino acids. Lineage: Eukaryota; Metazoa; Chordata; Actinopteri; Syngnathiformes; Syngnathidae. The record is from RefSeq and is a predicted model, not a curated record. Gene Ontology annotation, molecular function: DNA nuclease activity. Gene Ontology annotation, biological process: DNA catabolic process. The transcript is spliced from 9 exons.
GCCUGUUAGGACUUGCUAUGCAGCAGGACGUCCCUCCCACAGGAAGCAGUCAAGCUGGUGAGGCUUCAUAUUUCACAAAAGAGGAAGCAGUCAGAAACACACAAGCGGGCAGGUCAAAGAACAAGCUGCGGUGGCAAUGAGGCACCCUUUCCUCCUACAACUCCUGCUCGCCUAUGUUGGUGUGUGUGAUGUUCGGGGGGUUUCAGAGUUCAAGAUCUGUGCCUUCAACCUUCAACAUUUUGGGGAAUCCAAAGCCAAGAAAGAGGAUGUGAUGCACACACUUGCCAAGAUCAUCACCCGAUGCGACGUGUCUCUCCUUCAGGAAGUGAGAGAUAGCAAGCAAAAGGCUUUACCCCAGUUGCUUGAGCGUCUAAACAAGUAUGACAUUUAUCACAAGUAUGCCGCGGUGGCGAGUGAGAGACUAGGUCGAUCUGAAGCAUACCAGGAGCAGUAUGUGUUUGUCUACAGGACCGAUACAGUGACAGUCACAGGCCAGUAUCAGUACCCCGACAACAGGCCAGGAGAUGUUGAUGCAUUCUCCAGAGAGCCGUUUGUUGUUCGCUUCAAAGCUCCAAAGACAGCUCUGAAGGAGUUUGUCCUCGUCCCACAACACACGAGUCCAGCUAACACCACUAAAGAGCUUGAGGCACUGUAUGAUGUUUUACAACAUGUGAGGAAGAUGUGGAAAACCGAGAAUGUGAUGCUUCUUGGGGACUUCAAUGCUGAUUGUGCCUACCUUUCCAAGAGGAGCCGUCAGAAGUUGCGCUUGUUUACAGAAAACAGCCUGUCCUGGCUGAUCAAAGAUAAGACCGACACCACUGUUCGUUCAACCACCUCAUGCACAUAUGACAGGAUUGUUGUGCAUGGUGAUGCAUUUGUCAAUGCAGUUGUGCCAUUUUCAGCCAAGCCAUUUAACUUUCAGUUGGAAUAUCAACUCACAGAAGAGCAGGCACUCAUGGUCAGUGACCAUUAUCCUGUUGAGGUCCUACUGAAGAACGGCACGGCAAAACUCUCCUUCAGCCUCUUCCUCAUCUCGCUUCUUACGUUCAUCUCCAGAUGAAACAACCUGUCGGAAUGGACUCCUGCGGCAGAGGUGGUGUUGCAUAAGGAAACAAGCCUCAUAUUUUAGAAUAACAAUUUAGUUGAAAACAAACAAAAGAUCUCUUUAAUCAUUACUGUAUACUACCAGCUCGGUUCUAGAGUGAAACAAUAUUCAGGGAGUGUGACGGAUAAUGACAGAUAUGCAAGUUCACCAUCUAGAAUCCUCAGCAUAAGCAACUUCAGAGUUAAAACUCUGCAAUGACUCUAACCUCACAUUGUGUUUUGCAUUGACCUCAAGGUAAGAAUCUUAUUUUUUCUGUGGCCAUCACAGAACUGAUACUGUCAGGAUGGGAUAUGCUGUUAUAGUAAAUAUAUAUAUUCUAGUGUUUGUUGGUACAGUUUAUAAAUCCAAAUGGAUUGAAAUAGCAAUAUGCAUGUAUUCAUUGUGUUUUUUAACUGUUUUUCUUUCAUUUAAAUGUUUCAUUUUUAUACCGAAUGCACUGUUUUGUUCUGCAUUGCUGUAUUUUAUCAUGUGUCUAUCAGUAGAUAUUAAUUAUGAACUAAAGUUUGUGCAUUAUGAACAUUAUCUUCCAUAUUGGAAGAGAUGGCGGUUGUGAAGCUGACAGGAAUGUUUGCUUUAUGUUUGUAUCAACACAUUAUAUCAACACACACGAAUAAACACAACCCAGUCCAAUGUCUGGUACUGUUGUGUUAUGUGUUAUGUAGUUAUGAAGCGUUGUAUUAUGAAGUGAUGGCAUAAGUAAAGUGGAGAGAUUUGGGCAGCUGGCAAUGGGAGUUGCCGUUUCUUUGUGUUUUUGAAACGUUCCACAUACAGAAAUUAAAACAUACAGUGUUUUAAAACCAUUACCAUGUGCAUGGCGAUGCAAAAACACCUAAAAAUUUUAUUUGCAAAGAAAAGCUAGGGAUACAUUAGGUCGGGGGUGUCCAAACGUUUUCCACAGUGGGCCACAUACUGAAAAAUUAAAGGAAACAAGGGCUACCUUAAAAAAUAAAUGGAAUUUUCCCUUAAUAUUUAAAGUCUAUCCUAACUAAAUGAAUUAUUUUUUCUCAUGAUAAUGCAAGUAUAUUCUCAUAAAACUAUGACUUUUUUUCUCGUUAGAAUACGACUUUUUCCUCUUAAUAUUUUGCCUUUAUUCUUGUAAAAUUACAGUUGUCCCUUCCUGCUGUUGUUUUUUUAAAUUUCCAACUAUUUCAACUUUCAUCUUGUAAUUUUUUUUCUUGUAAUUAUGACUUUAUUCCCCUAUUUAUUCUCAAAACGUUAGUAAGUUUUUCCACAGCCUAAUUUCACAAAAAUUACAACUUUACUUGUUGUUUUAUUUUUCUCUCAGGACUUUUAAAAAAAUUACAUCUUUUUUCUUUAAUAUUUAAACAUUAUGCUACUUAAAUGAUGUUAACUUUUCUAAUAAUAUUAGUUGUAGUAGUUAUAGUAGUUAUUAAUACACACCAUAAUCAUCAAACUUACUUACGUAGUCAUAACUCACAGAGGAAUGAAGAACUUCAUGCGGUGUCUCCUUCUUUCUGCUAUGACGGUGCUCUCUGUGCUAUAAGGCGUUCAGGUACGCUCGUGAUUGUGAGUGUUAGGCGCUAAUUGUUUUUCAUUUUUAUUCACGUACCCCCAAUGACAAUUGGCGUACCCCAAUUUGGGAAACUAUGCUGUACAUAUACACGCACUAAGCAAAUGCCUAAUUGAGAUGGUUGGCCAGUUUGAAUGUGGCAGAUCUGCCCCUUAAACAAUUGCAAGAAAAUGAACCAAAUUUAAUAAAGCGCAGUUCAACAAACGAGGCUGGUUUCAGUGUGGGAAUCCACACUAUGCCACUGCGUUAUGCCACAAAGUCAACAAAUUGUGUUCGUAAAAUGAUGUUAUAAUGGCCAAAUACAAUCAAAAGUAUUUUAUUCGGCCUUACCUGUGAAAGGUAAUCCCGUGAGAUCUUGCUUGGAUUGUAAACCGGUUGGUGCAAUUCCAUUCGCAACAGGCAAUCGGCAUUUUCUCCUUUCUCUCUUGCCACAUCCAAUAUGGCGGCGACGUCGGCGUAUAGUGCAGCGCUCAAUGCCGCGGUUACGUCACCAGAGAAACUCGCACAUGCGUAAGUCCACGUACUUGCACUCACUAGCAGGGUACGUGAACGAGUUAACAGAA